AUGCAUUCCCAAGAAGACGUCUUGAGCUGUGAGAAGUGCAGCUACACAACCACAAGACAGUUUGCUUACAAGAUGCACCUUAAGUACCACCACUCCUCAGAGAGGCCUUACAAGUGUCCAACGUGCGGGAAGUCGUUCGCGGCCAAAUCCGUCUUAAGAAACCACAUGAAGGUUCACUCUGAUGACCGCCCCUUCAAGUGCCCAACAUGCGAAUACUCCGCGAGAACGAAAGGCAGUCUGGACGCGCACAUAUCGCGUCACAGGAAGGAGAAAUCAUUCCUGUGUGCUGAGUGUGGGUACCGCUCCUUCCUCAAAACUGAGAUGGAGAAACAUAUGAGGAUCCACACAGGGCUGCAUCCAUACAAGUGUGACCUAUGUGACUACAGAUGCUUGCAAUCAAUCACAUAG
This is a messenger RNA of Branchiostoma floridae (Florida lancelet), 408 nucleotides long. RefSeq names its product gastrula zinc finger protein XlCGF7.1-like. Gene Ontology annotation, cellular component: nucleus. Gene Ontology annotation, biological process: regulation of transcription by RNA polymerase II. Lineage: Eukaryota; Metazoa; Chordata; Leptocardii; Amphioxiformes; Branchiostomatidae. The record is from RefSeq and is a predicted model, not a curated record. The coding region runs from base 1 to 408 and encodes 135 amino acids. Gene Ontology annotation, molecular function: DNA-binding transcription factor activity, RNA polymerase II-specific; RNA polymerase II transcription regulatory region sequence-specific DNA binding. The transcript is spliced from 3 exons.